Culex pipiens pallens (northern house mosquito) is the source of this 846-nucleotide messenger RNA. RefSeq lists its product as uncharacterized. The coding region runs from base 1 to 846 and encodes 281 amino acids. The record is from RefSeq and is a predicted model, not a curated record. NCBI's taxonomy places the organism in Eukaryota, Metazoa, Arthropoda, Insecta, Diptera, Culicidae. The transcript is spliced from 2 exons.
AUGAUUGGUAUCGACACGUCCACCCCGGAACGAGGCACGAACAUCCAAAUCAUUGGCUCCAACUUGUUUCUAAUGGCACUUUACGUCAUUUGUCUCUAUUCUGGUUGGUUCCUUCGUGCGGACUGGUACAGCUUCCUGGAAAUGUUUAUUUGUCUCUUGCUGACUUUACAAGGCUCCAGCAAGAUGUGGACCGCAGUCGUACGUAAACCGCGAUAUGUCCAGCUGUUCCAAACUACGGAACGAAUCUAUGAACGGUUCGACAGUGAUGAAAGAAAUCGACCCAUUCUCAGAGAUGUUAUCGCUAAGAUGAAUCUUUUCAUCAAAGGAAUAGUGAUCGUAUAUGUGAGCUCCGGGCUUUUGAUUGUUGUCCUAGUUGUUCUAUACGCAUUAGUUACCAGGCAAAGGUUUCUCGCCUUUACAGCAUUCAUCCCGUUUGUGGGCCAUACAACGUUAGUUGGAUACUCGCUGCAUAGUAUGCUUCAUCUCUCAAUGAUUGUAAUCUGUGUUAAUGGAUAUCUUGCAGCGGAUGUAGCAUUUAUCAUCACCGUAGUUCCAAUCAUAGCCUACGGAAAUUGUCUUCGGAAUGAGAUAAGAAAUCUUAACUUACUGCUACAAAUGUCCCAGAGAAACAAAAAGUUGAUCACUGAAAAACUAGUACGGAUCUGCCAACUGCACCAGAUCAUUGUCGAGUUUGAGCAAGAUGCUAUCGAACUCUUUAAGUUUGGUUGCGCGAAUGAUCAAAUGAUAAUCGAUAUCUACGAUAUCGAAUGGUAUCUGCUGGACGAAUUGUUUCCUUCAUGCUUUUUUCGUCACAAACCGCAAAGGAUUUAUCCGUUGGAGGAGUAG